Numida meleagris (helmeted guineafowl) is the source of this 6906-nucleotide messenger RNA. It is a transcript of the gene TRAF5, whose product is annotated as TNF receptor associated factor 5. Gene Ontology annotation, cellular component: plasma membrane signaling receptor complex. Gene Ontology annotation, biological process: tumor necrosis factor-mediated signaling pathway; positive regulation of JNK cascade; positive regulation of canonical NF-kappaB signal transduction. Gene Ontology annotation, molecular function: tumor necrosis factor receptor binding; zinc ion binding; thioesterase binding. Bases 565 to 2238 code for a protein of 557 amino acids. The record is from RefSeq and is a predicted model, not a curated record. The transcript is spliced from 18 exons. NCBI's taxonomy places the organism in Eukaryota, Metazoa, Chordata, Aves, Galliformes, Numididae.
AAUUUCGGCAGCAGAGGGAGGAGCCGACCUCUCUCGCCAUCCCCCGCCGUUCCGCCCCCCCCCGCUCCAAGCUGCAGCCGCGCUACCCCGCCCCGGGCCGCCCCGCAGCCCCCACCGCCUCGGGCUCUCCCCGCCCCGGGGUUGCCAUGAAACCGAAAGCGGCGGCGCUUGCGCUUCCACGCCCGCGCUGCCCCCUGCUUGGAGCCGCGCCCCGCGCCUCCCCCCGCCGCCCCGGUCCGGCGGGCAGCGAGCUCCGGCUCAGGUGUUUGGAAAGCAGGCAGAUGGCAAGGGCCUGGACGAGUGCGUAAGCGCACAAGACAGACUACAUCGUAUGGAGAUAUGAAACAGAGCUGAUGAAAGACUGUGCAGGUUUAAUUCUUUAAGCCCAAGAGAGAGGGAUGAAGGCAAGGUUAAUAUAGCCAAGAACUGACAUAUAAUUAAGUACAAUUUUGGAAAAAAUGAGAUUAUAGUCUACUGCUAUAAAUGAAUGAUCAUCUGGAAAAGGAAGGAUGACGAGAUAAGAGGCUUUGGCUCUUUUAACACCUAAACUGAAGCACAGCUUCCAUGGCCUGUGACGAGCUCACUGGCGUCUCGGGCAUCUUCACACGCCAGAACUCUGCCAGUGCUGUUUCUCUGGACUUCGAACCCGACACUGAUUACAAGUUUGUGGAAGCUUUAGAGGACCGGUACAAGUGUGCCUACUGCCACUUAGUCCUUCACAAUCCCCACCAGACAGGAUGUGGGCACCGGUUUUGCCAGCAGUGCAUUCUCGCUUUGCGAGGACUGAAUGCAGUACCCACCUGUCCUGUCGACAAAGAAACAAUAAAAAUGCACGAGGUAUUCAAAGACAACUGUUGUAAAAGAGAAGUUCUCAACUUGUACGUGUUCUGCAAAAACUUCCCUGACUGCAAUUCAAAAGUAAUUCUGGGGCGGUAUCAGGAACAUCUUCAGCAGUGUUUGUUUGAAAGUGUGCAGUGCUCUAAUGAUGGAUGUUGUGAUCAAAUCCUUCGGAAAGAUUUGAAAGAUCAUUUGAGUCAGCACUGUAAAUUUCGAGAAGAAAUGUGUCAGUACUGUAACAAAUAUGUGGUGUUAAUUAACAUAAAGAAUCAUGAGAAAAAUGACUGUCCUGAUUAUCCCGUGCCUUGUCUCCAAAACUGUUCACAGAUAAUUCUGAAAAAGGAGAUUGAAAAGCAUCACGCUGUGUGUCCUGAGACUGAAGUGGACUGCCCAUAUAAACAGUAUGGCUGUCUUAUAAAGGUUAAAAGAGGGAAACUUGCUGAGCAUGAAAAUGGAGCCCUGCGGGAACACAUGCUGCAGAUUCUGGACAAGAAUUCUAGACUGGAAGAACAAAUAUCUGACCUGUACAAGAGCCUGGAAUGUAAAGAGAUUAAAAUCCAGCAGCUAGCAGAGGCUGUUAAAAAGUGUGAGAAAGAAUUCAGACAGUUCACACAACUGUUUGGUAAAAAUAGCAAUCUGAUGGUAAGCACACAGGCUCUUGCUAGUCACCUGGACAAGUCUGCACGACUGGAAUCGCAGGUGAAACAGUUAAUACAGAUGGCAAACCAGCAACAAAGUAAAUUAGACUUGAGACCCCUGUUUGACACAAUUGAAAAUGUAAAACAGAAGAUUGCCCUUAUGGAGACAUAUGAUCAGCGCUUAGUUGUUUUGGAAAGUCAGUCCAGCAAACAUGAUCUCCAAAUCAAUAUUCACAAAGCACAGCUCAAUAAAAAUGAAGAGCGAUUUAAGCUUUUGGAAGGCACAUGCUACAACGGGAAAUUAAUUUGGAAAAUCACAGACUAUAAGAUGAAGAAAAAAGAAGCAGUGGAAGGUCGUGUCCUCUCCAUCUUCAGCCAGCCCUUCUACACCAGCCGCUGUGGGUACAGGUUGUGUGCCAGAGCCUACCUGAAUGGAGAUGGCUCAGGCAAGGGAACACAUGUCUCACUCUACUUUGUCGUCAUGAGAGGCGAGUUCGACUCACUGUUGCCAUGGCCCUUCAAGCAAAAAGUUACACUUAUGCUUUUGGACCAAAGUGGGAAAAAAAAUCACAUUGUGGAAGUCUUUAGAGCUGACCCCAAUAGCAGUAGUUUCAAAAGGCCCGAUGGAGAAAUGAAUAUCGCCUCUGGAUGUCCACGCUUUGUGCCACACACAGUUCUGGAGAACACAAAGAAUACCUAUGUCAGAGAUGACACUCUGUUUUUGAAAGUAGUUGUGGAUUUAACUGAUCUGGAGGAAUUGUAAAGAAAAAAGUAUCCAAUCAAUGUGACUGCUUUAAUUAUUAUGAAAUGCUUUCUUGGUGACUACCAGCCACGCAAUAGUGAAUUGCCACUAGUCAGCUACAGAUGCGUUUCAAGGCUUUUGGACCAUAUGACAGAUUAUGAAUUGCCAGAACAUCAGCCUUUGUGUUUUUUUAACCUUUUUUUCAAGCCUACAGCUUCAAGGCAGCUGUAAGACCAGUCUGAUGUGAACAUGCUUGGCUCACAUCACAGGACUAGUGACUUGUGAUGAAAAUUCUCCUGUAAGCCCUCAGGAGCCCAGGCAGGCCUGUGGGCUCCUCUGCUCACACCAAUGCACAUUUCACUUAUCUGAAAUGGAAACAUUUCAACAUCAGCUUGUUUGAAUCAACGUAGCCUGAGCCCUCGAUCUCCUGGAUUUUUGAAGCAGUGAGAAAUGGGUUCAGCCAGACACUUGUCAGGGAUCUUGCAUACUUUUUUUUGUUAAAGUAUUUUUUACCAGGAAUUCCAGAGGAAGAUACCAAUGCCUCUUACUUUUCUAGCCUGAUAUCUCAGCUGUACAGAAGGUCACAAAACGGCUGUGGUAACAUCUUUUUCAUUUCUGCCUAGUGCCUUGGGACUGAUUUCCACUGGUGAUCAACAUCCACAGUCCCCACUUGAGGUCAAAAGUAGCCCCACGUCCUUCUCACCUCUCAGGAUAUGGCCAUAAGGUAUUCAGCUGCCAGCUCUUGGAAGAAAGGGGACAAAAUUCUUCUGUUUGUCCUUCCAGCUGCGCUCCUCUGGCCUACCAGCUCUACAGAUGGCAGGAAGAGCUCUGGAUAUCUGCGUGGGAGAAACCUCACAUAACAUGCACUGUUCCCGCUGGAAAUUUGGAUUUUGGGGAAUGAAGGGGGAAAUAGAUGAGGGAAUGAAGUUCCUGUUGGAACCCAGGUCUCACGAGUAGUGCAGCUUGAGCAUUUGUUAAAAGCAGUGAGAGCUGCUGAGCAAUUACUGCUAACUAUGAAAUACUUAGGAAGAUCUUCAUUUUUAUCCUAAGUUCACUCCAUAUUGCAAGGGAACAAUUGCAUUUUAUGUUGCUUAUUGGAGACACACUAAGAAUGCCAAUAUCAGGCACCAAGCAACAAGAAGCAAAGAACACACGUGCCUUUCUAAAGUCUUUUGGGUGCUUGUAAGAUGGAUGUAAUUUUGCACACUCGGUCAUUUUGUUGUUAGAAGUGACAGAAUUUUGCGUCUCAUCUCUUACAGAUCAGGUAGUAAAACAGCAAAAUAUUAUCCACUGCUCCUGCAGCCCACUGGCAGAAUAAAGCUGGAGGUUUUGAAAAGGAUGGCAUGAAAUCAAGCUGGAUUUAAAGUAAGAGUAAACCAGGCAGGAUAAAAACCAAAAUGGGCCACGGACUCCGAGGUAUAAGGUAGAAAAUUCGAGAUGGCAAACGUAGCAAAAUGGAAAAUGCCUCUUCUGUGCAGAAUAAUAUGAUUUGGUGAUUGACACUAAGAUGAAGGCAAAAUACAAUAUUUUAUACCUGGAAGGUCAUUGCUAUAGGCAUUUACUUUUCCAGGCAGUUUCUAGAAUGUAAAUCAGACAAAUAUUUUCAAAUUUGGAGGUGGAGGGGGGAGAAGCCUUAGCAAUCUGUACAUCACAGUAAGGUGGCACAUCUGGAAGCUUCUCAACCAGAAGCCCUUUUUGUUGCACCAUGUCUAUAUGUGCUGAGCACACAGGGGUUUUCAUUGUGACCAGAAAGAUGAUAAAGGCCUGAUUUUGUUCUUUUGUACCACCACGACUGACUUUACAGUUCUUUUUCUCCAUGUAGCGGAGAGAAUUGGGCCUCAUGUCCUUAAUACUUUUUGUUACAGAAAGAGGAAGCUUGUUUGUAAGACACUGUGGUAUUGGGGGACAUCAAUUCUGAGCCUCUGAUGUGGACCUUGUGUUGAUUGCUACUUUCAAAGUGAUAACCGAGUGGUGUCAGCUGCAUGUCCUUGGACUGUCCAGUGUGUGAAGUGUAAAAUGAAAGGAUAAAGAUCCUGGAGAACUGAAGCAGGAUGGAAAGGACGCGCUCUGUAUCUGAACGAAUAACAGACCCCUCUGCCUCCACACCCCAAGUAUAAAAUGGGGAUAAUAAUACUUGUGGAAGUGUUAGGACUAUUUAAAUGUUUGUGAAGAGUUUUGAGCAUGAAGAGAGCUAAGUGUUAUCAGAACUCCAUUUCUAGUUGUUGAGUUGGUGAUGGCGUAGUGAUGUGGGUGUGUGUUAGUGUGUUGCCGGGCUGAUGCUGGGAGCGUGCUCGGCUUUAGGCAGGCCGUGCUGAGGUCUCUCCUCUAUGUACCAUGGUGUUGGCUUUACCUUUCUGCCAUGAGCGUUCCUUUUAAAAUUCUGAAGCACAAAUGAUUCACCCUGGGUGACGGAAACGUCCCUGUUGGAGUACUGCCUGUUUUAUAAUGAAUUCAUUGAGAAAAUUAUUUUUUUCUAAGGCGAUCUUAUUUAAAGUGGUUUCUUUUGUUACAAUAGUUGAGUUUUGUGUUAAGAUUCUCAGCAAUUUUUAAUACUUGUGAACUGCAUUUUAAAUUUCAUCUCAUUCCCAAUGAAAAAAAAUGUUGACUAGCAUGAGUAUUGGGGAAGGAUUUUGUUGUUGCAUGAUAAAUACCAAAAAACCUUUCAAUAACGUCGUACUGGGUAAACAACCAAAAGCGCGUCUGGUAUUUCUACAUCAGCACACGGUGUAUUUUUACGUAGUUAUUGACCGUUUGUAACUGUUUGAGUAUCUCUUACUACAGUGCAGGCAUUUUUCUAGCCAAGUGUCAUAACUGUAUACGUAAAAACAGGGUCGGAAUAAAUAACGUUACCACCUUUCCGGAGUGUCAUGCGUCCCGUCGGCAGGCAGGCGUUGCCAGGGGCGGUGCGCGGCGGUGAGCGUGGUGCCGGGCGGGCCGUGACGCGCCGCCGGGCCGGGGAGCACCGCCUCCAGCCUCCGGGUCACCGCCAGCCCUUCCGGGUCGCCGCCGAGCCGCGGUUGGGCCCGUGCUGCCGCCGUGGUCGCCCCGGUAUGGACAACCAGAAGGAUGAGAAAGGCAGGGUGCUCAGUGCAGCUUCGGCAGAGGACCUGAAAGUCCGAGGAAAAGAAAAAAGGAAAAGAAGGCGUAGCAGAAGCAGAUCAUCAUCCAUUUCAUCCACAUCGUCUUCUAGCACUACAUCCACUUCUUCUUCCUCAUCACGUUCAUCAUCAAGGUCGUCGUCUUCAAGUAGCAGAGAUUCUCCUAAAACUAAAUCAAAGAAAAGGAAAAAAGAAAAACACAACAAAAAGGUAAACAUUUUCUAACAGAGAUAAGUAGUUAACCAACAGAAAAUAGCUCUUUGUACUUCAAUAGCCAUAGAUAUCAUGGAAUAUUUAAUGCUUUUGUCUGUAGCUAUGUAAAUCUGAAGCAUGCUGUUAGGGUUACAGCAAGUGAACUCUUUAAGUUGACAUACACCUGACUGUAUACCAAUUGAGAAUAUGGUUCCUUUUGCCAAUAAUUGCUCAUCCAACUAGAAUUUAGUGUAGUCACUGAGGAAAAUAAGUAGGAACCUUGACAACUUCAUAGAAUUUCUGUCAGAAGAAACCAUUUAUAGUUAAGAGUCACAGAUUCUUGGUGUUGUAAUUUUCCUUUUUUCAUUUUUAUAGGACCUGCUGUUCAGUGAUUUUUUGUAUUAGGUGUAUAUUAAAAGAGAGAAUCAGGGAUCCUGCCAUUUCUCUCUCCAGAGAGACAAAGGGUUGCUAACUUUGCUGAAUUACUUUCUGCGUAUUUCAUAUAGGACCAGCAGUGGUAAGGACAAGCAGCAGUGAUUCUGUUGACUAGCCAGGGCAUGGAUAGGCUGCUUGUGGGUUUCCUUUUUUUGCCUUUGUGAAUCUGUAAGUGCUACAGAAUAUGUUUUAUACUUGCAGAAGAGGAAAAAAGAGAACAAAACGAAGAAAAAGAAAGAAAAGAAGAAAAAGAAAGAGAAAACAGGACCUGUCCAGCUUUCUAAGUUCUUCAAAAACAAGAAGAAGAAUGAAAACUACAGCAUGAUAACUGGAAAGAAAAUUAAGAUGAAAAUAAAGAAGACUAAGAAGGAUAAAGAGAGAGACAGGAACCGUGCAGAGCUGCUUGAAUUUCUGAACUCUGCCUUAUAAUGGGAAGAGUGCUGACCAAGGACUCAUAAAUACGCCAAGCUGGUGAUGAUCACGCCUAGCAAAAAAGCUAAAGGAAACUCAGGGAAAAGGAUGCCAAGUUUGACAAGACCAGACUCUCCUGCUACGACAAUCAGGAUGUCCUUUUUUAACAGCAAAAUGAAGAUCAACUGAUAACUUGUUAAUGAAGAUCCAUGUCCUUUUGAGAUCCUAAGGUAACAGCCAGGCUGUGGUGUUUUAGAAGAGCCUAAGAGUGUGUCAUUGGCAAUGACAUGAAGUGACACACUGAGGUCCAAUUCUAUCCUAACUGCAUGCAGAACACACUUUUAAUUUCAAAUGUCUUAAAGUUUCCAGUAGCUUAAACAAAGCGGAUUAUUUGUAACUGUCUGUUGAAAGAUGAGGCAUUUCUAUGUGUAUAUUUUUUCCAGUAGUGGUUUUACUUGUUCUGAAGAGCAAGUUGACCUUUGUAAAUAGAACAUCCUUUUACAUAAGUGCUUUUUUGACAGUUCAUUCAUUAAUAUAUAAUUUUAUUUCAGAG